Toxotes jaculatrix (banded archerfish) is the source of this 4461-nucleotide messenger RNA. Its product is annotated as adhesion G-protein coupled receptor G2. The record is from RefSeq and is a predicted model, not a curated record. The transcript has 30 exons. Bases 171 to 4043 code for a protein of 1290 amino acids. Gene Ontology annotation, cellular component: membrane. Gene Ontology annotation, biological process: adenylate cyclase-activating G protein-coupled receptor signaling pathway; cell surface receptor signaling pathway. Gene Ontology annotation, molecular function: G protein-coupled receptor activity. NCBI's taxonomy places the organism in Eukaryota, Metazoa, Chordata, Actinopteri, Toxotidae.
GGCGUGCCACGUGUUAGCUACUGAUCCUGCAUGGGAAAGACACAGUGAACUUACACAGCAGCCUACCAGGAACAAUAGCCAGGUUGUUGUCUAUUAAGAGCAUAGACACUAACAUCUGAUGUUUGUGGUUUGACUUUGUUUUCAUGUUUGGAUUUUACCCAUGAGAAGUUAUGCGUCAUGAAAAUGAGGACAAAGUUAUGAAAGCUCCCAGUGUUUGUUCUGGUGGAUCUUCAUGCUGGCACAUGUGUGCCCCCUGUAUCAGAAUGGAGAAGCCAGGUUUGCGUGUCCGACACCUACACUGGUCUCAGAUACUGUUGGUCUUCUUACUGGCAGGUCGAAUUUCCUGUGAUCUGACCACUGAUGUUCCUUCUUCCCUUCUUCCUCUUCCUACAACAACUGCACAGACGUCAGUAUAUUAUUUUCUCGACGUCACUGUGGAUGUCACUGGAGAAAAGAAGAAGGAAUCAGAAAUUAAGGACUGGCUUGACGCAGUGUUCCAAAACAAGCUGGUGAGCUGUGUGUCUCCAUACCAGGAAGAAACAACUACCUCUCCACAAACUACAUCUGCAAGCACUUCCCAUGAGACGUCAGCAGCAGCAACAACAUCGCAAAGCUACAGCCCAACCACAGCUACAUCAACAGAAUUAAAAAGCCAAAACCCAACUACAGCUACAACAUCAACAACAUUAAAAAGCCAAAAUCCAACUACAGCUACAACAUCAACAACAUUAAAAAGCCAAAACCCAACUACAGCUACAACAUCAACAACAUUAAAAAGCCAAAACCCAACUACAGCUACAACAUCAACAACAAUAAAAGGCCAAAGCACAGCUACAACGGAUCAGUCCACCACAGCAGCUCUGACGCAGAACAACAACCUGACAGGCUCUUUACCCGACACCAAUGCAGUCACACAAACAGCAAACGGUGGAGGAAAGGACGUACCAUCAAAGUCACCAUCACCAAAUUCCAACCAGUCCAACAAUAAUCAACGGGUAGCUCGUCAAGUUAGUGGCAGCGUGACACAAAUCAGUGAGAUCAUUAAUGGAACAACAGCUGCCCUAUAUCAAGGAAUCGAAGUUAUCUGUGACGUGAAGACUGCAAUAAAAAACACAAGGUGUGCUGUGACGCUGCAGCUGAGGCAAAAAGUACCUUCAUGCUGUAUCCUCUCAACUCUCUGCUCUGCCACAAAAACUUCCCGUGACAUCCAUGUGGUGGGAAAGAAAGCAGAUUGGGCAAAUCAGCUACAAAACGAGUGCAAUAGCAGUCCACAAAAGGAAGACAGUUGCAUUUAUACAGGUCCAGACAGUGUAUCAUGUGAUGAGUCUGCCAGUGCAUAUGUGGCAGGUCAAAGCAACUCAACUAACUGUGGUUCAGCUCCACAGAACAACUGCAGCUGCUCUGCUUACUGCAAUGGAACUGAUGCAUACUACACUUUUCAAAUGUCAGUACAAGAUCCCAAGAUGAACGUUUCAUAUAUCAUGUCCCUGAUUUCUAAGCUAAAACAAGAACCGAGUUGCUCGCCAACUGCAGACGUUUCAUGCCCGUUGUCCAUCAUUGCAUCAGAAUACAAGGAUGCCAAUGUGGCCUGUGAAAUGACAGAAACAAAUCUUCAAAGCUGCAGAGUGAUUUUAGGCUUCGCCCAGGAGGUUCCUAUCUGUACUGUGUUGGCAGCUGUGACGAAAGCGUUUCAGUCUGAGGAAGAGAUCAGUUUUGAUGGACUGGUGACUCGAGCAGCAAUAUGUGGGAACUCGGGAGUCAGCAACAAUCCACUGGCAUCCCAGUUCACGUGGUGUAAAGUUAACCUUAAGCCUGCUGUGUUUUGCAUGGCAAAUGAAGUGUUUAACAUCCUCACCUGUGAAAAUGGAAAAAAUUUGGUUGUAGAACUGGAGGAGCAGUGUGUUCAGAAGCCGCUGACGACAGUCAGCCCAAAUGUGACAACCAUGCAACCGAACACCACCACUGCGUUUGUAAAUGUAACUUCAUCCCCACUGAACACGACAGCUGAGCCCCUCAACACCACCACCGCUGCUGCUAAUGUCACGGUGGCAGCAACACUCAACACAACCACAGCAAAUGUAUCUGUGUCUGUGACCCCAACAACCACUGAAUCAGCUGAAAGCCAAGCCAGCGCACUCCUUGAGUUGACCAGAGACGUGUCCAAGCUGAACUCCAGCCAGGUGAAUCAACUGGUGUCUCAGCUGGAGAAUCUUUUGUCAGGACCGAACGUAAGCAUGGCUCUGGGAAACAUCUCCGUCCACAUUGUCAGUAAUCUGCUGGGUGCUUCUUCUGAGACGCUGGCCGAGUCCUCCAACAGGAUUAUAAAGAUUGUUGACACUGUGGGGUUGAAGCUGGUCCUUGGAAAUCAGGCUGAGACCGUCUUGUCACCUGAUGUGGCUUUGUCUGUGAAACCAGCAGAGGGCAAUAACUUUCAGGAGACAUUUUUUUCCAUCUCAGACCCCACUAACGUACAGGUCCGUGGGGAUCCCAGGCUUAGGAGGAGUGUGAGGGCAGACCCCUCCGUCCCUCAGGGCUCCAUUACACUUCCCUCUUCUCUCACAGAGGCCCUGACCUCUGAGGAGCAGCAGAUGGUCUCCAGAGUCCAGUUCAAUUUCUACCAGAAGAGCACAGUGUUCCAGGACAGAUCUAUGGGACAACGCAAACUUAACAGUGGGAUCCUGGGAGCGAGUGUGGCCAACCUGUCAAUCACAGGAUUGAAGGACGAUGUUAUAAUUAACUUGAGGAACACAGAGCCCAUUCCAGCUAAUUUUGUGGCUACAUGUGUUUUCUGGGACUUUAAAUCCAACAAUGGGUCAGGUGGUUGGAAUUCUAACGGCUGUUCGGUCCAUAACAGCACAGAGAAUGAGACAAUUUGUGGCUGCAACCAUUUAACCAGCUUUGCCAUCCUGCUGGACCUCUCCAGACAGCCUCUAACCAGUCGUCUCCAGGCCACCAUCCUUACCUUUAUCACAUAUAUUGGCUGUGGAAUCUCUGCCAUCUUCCUGUCUGUCACCCUCCUCACCUACUUGGCCUUUGGGAAGUUGCGUAAGGACAUUCCAUCAAAAAUCCUGAUCCAGCUGUGCCUGGCUCUGCUGCUGCUGAACCUGGUCUUCCUGGUGGAUUCUUGGCUGGCACUCUACCCAGAUGCUGUGGGCCUCUGCAUCUCCACUGCCUGGUUCCUUCACUACUUCCUAUUGGUUGCCUUCACCUGGAUGGGACUUGAGGCUGUUCACAUGUACCUGGCCCUCGUGAAAGUCUUCAACAGCUACGUGUCACGCUACAUGCUGAAGUUCUCGCUGGUCGGCUGGGGCGUCCCGAUGAUUGUGGUCAUUAUAGUCAUUGCGAUUGACAAGAAUAACUACGGUCUUGUCUCCUAUGGAAAGUUUACUGAUGGCACUAGUGAUGACUUCUGCUGGCUGAGAAAUGACAUUGCCUUCUAUGUGGCUGUGGUGGCCUAUUUCUGUGUCAUUUUUCUCUUCAACCUCAUUAUGUUCAUUGUGGUGUUGGUCCAGCUGUGUCGGAUAAAGAGGCAGAACCCUCACAACGUGCAGCACCGCACCACACUGCAGGAUGUGCGCAGUGUGAUGGGGAUAACCAUCCUUCUAGGCCUCACUUGGGGCUUUGCCUUUUUUGCCUGGGGGCCCCUCAACCUGCCGUUCAUGUACCUCUUUGCCAUCUUUAACUCCUUGCAAGGUUUCUUUAUAUUUGUGUUCCACUGUGCGGUGAAGGAAAACGUGAGGAGGCAGUGGAGGAUCUACCUGUGCUGUGGCAGAAUGAGACUAGCAGAGAACUCAGAAUGGAGUCGCACUGCUACACAGAAGACUGUGAAGAAGUCAUCAGUGACCAGACUAACAUCUCUUCAGUCCUCCAAGUCCAACAACUCAUCUAGCUCCUCUUCUUUUCUUGUCAGUGACUCUUCUGAGCAGAUUAAUGGCAUCAGUAGUCCAUUUGACGACAGAGCAAUCACAGCUGAUGAAGACCAGAGCAGGGACGUGAUCCUCAACGAGAUCAACAGCCAAUUCAGAAACCGGCACGUAUCCUGAUCCAAAAAAAGAAGAGAACGGACUGUUUAAUGGCUCUUAUUUUGAAAGACUUGUAUAUAAUGUAAAUUAAUAGAGAGUAAUUUAUGUAUUAUAUAACUAAAUGGACAAUGUAAAGUCUAAAUUAUACAAGGCACUUUUUACGUACUUUCCCUACAUUUACUCAUUCACUUCAUACCAACUUUAAUUCCUUUGUACAAUAAUGUUAUCAGUAUAAAUUUGUUAUUUUACAUCUACAUCUCUAAAUAAAUCAGAUCAAGUUAAUAAAAUUGACUCAGUUGCUAAAGCAGUGUUGCUUUGUGUUUGGAUAGCCUAAAUUAGGCGAGAUUGGCUACAAAUGCAAAGUAGAGCUCAAUAAAUAUGUUGAGUUAAAAAAAAACAUUCUGGAAUCUCUAAAAUAAAAUUUAAACAAAGAGUUAAA